AGAAGAGAUCAGCUGGCCAAAGUAUUGCGUCUGCAACAAAACAAGAUUUAUUUUCUGCUACAAGAGGAGUGCUCUGGUGAAGCUGUAGCUAUAGAUGAUUAUGGAAUUUCUGAAUGAGAAAUUUUCCAUGAAAAGCCACCCAGUUAAAAGUAACGAUUUAUAUAUGGGUUCAGGAGGCACUUUGGAUCAAGUUAUGGAAAGAUUAGACAGUGUACCCUUUUAUAACAAGACCUCAGCCAAGUGCGUGCAGGCCUAUAAUCUUCAAAGUAAUGAUCAUCAAGGAAGACUGGAACGAGCAUCACCAUGUGAUGACCAAAACUCAAGUUAUGGAGCUACGAAACAAGACGGGAACACUCUCCACACAGAACUCGGCAGGUCCAUGGAGAAUUGCUGCAGCUUGAAAGUGUCACCAGCAACACCAGGAGGACACGACAAAGACGACAUGGACGACAUGACUGAAAAGUGUGACAGCAACGUGUCCAGCAGCAAGAAGAGGAGACACAGGACAACAUUCACCAGUAUACAGCUGGAAGAAUUGGAGAAAGUGUUUCAGAAAACCCAUUAUCCAGACGUGUACGUGAGGGAGCAGUUAGCGAUGAGGACAGAACUUACCGAAGCUAGAGUGCAGGUCUGGUUUCAAAACAGAAGAGCCAAGUGGAGGAAAAGAGAACGCUAUGGCCAGAUCCAGCAGGCAAAAAGUCACUUUGCAGCUUCGUACGAUAUAUCAGUUUUGCCGAGGGCAGACAGUUAUUCACAGAUUCAGAACAAUUUGUGGACUGCUCCUCCUUCAAGUGGUUCGGUGGUUUCUUCGUGUAUGAUCCCACGCGACACCUCCCCCUGCAUGACGUCAUACCCUCAUUCACCACGAAGUGAUCAUGGAUACGUUGGUUUCACCAGCCAGCAAAACCAGUUUAGCCACGUCUCCAUCAAUAACUUUUUCACUGACUCUUUACUCUCGACAACUCCAAAUGGACAUGCUUUUGAAACAAAACCGGAGUUUGAGCGGAGGUCAUCUAGCAUUGCUGUUCUUCGAAUGAAAGCAAAGGAGCACACUGCUAACAUUUCAUGGGCUAUGUAAUAAUAAUAAUAAUAAUAAUAAUAAUAAUAAUAAUAAUAAUAAUAAUAAUAAUAAUAAUAAUAAUAUGAGGUGUUCCCUGAUCUGUUUAAUAAAACCAACUGCUGUAUUGUGGAUUAUACAAUGAAAACAUGCCAAGGAUAUCAAACAUUUGUUUCUAUUUGGAGGGGUGGGAGUGGGGGUAGGUUCCUCGAAUUGUAUUUUUAAAAGCUGUAAAAUGUUAUAUCAGAUAAAAAAUAUGUUUUAAUCAUUUGAAUGGAUAGCCUAUGCAGAUUAUUCAAAACCAACAAUAUUCAUGUGAUAAAAGCAUUGCUUUUAUACUUGCUGAUCAAUAAAUUGUAUCAAACAAGGUCAUAAGGUACUGUACCAAGCUCAGGUCUUUUUGGUAAUAAAUAAACAAGUACAAAUACAUUUUUUAAGGUGAACUGGGCUUUAAUAGAAUCUAAAUACAGGUUAUUUAAGUUCAGUACUUACUGUUAAUUCUGAAUGUGUAAGUAAUUAUGUGUGCCUUGUAGCAAACUUCCUUUCCCCAUAGCAUUCCCUUUCUGGUUUUGUGCAUUCUUUGCCAAUUUCUACA
This is a messenger RNA of Polyodon spathula (Mississippi paddlefish), 1652 nucleotides long. RefSeq names its product ALX homeobox 1 (gene alx1). The record is from RefSeq and is a predicted model, not a curated record. NCBI's taxonomy places the organism in Eukaryota, Metazoa, Chordata, Actinopteri, Acipenseriformes, Polyodontidae. Gene Ontology annotation, biological process: embryonic skeletal system morphogenesis; positive regulation of transcription by RNA polymerase II; negative regulation of DNA-templated transcription. Bases 95 to 1078 code for a protein of 327 amino acids. Gene Ontology annotation, molecular function: DNA-binding transcription activator activity, RNA polymerase II-specific; RNA polymerase II transcription regulatory region sequence-specific DNA binding. The transcript has 4 exons.